AUGAGCCGCGGUGACGGGGGCACUACGUGCGUCGGGGCGAUUCCUGCAGUCGGGGAGGAUCUGCCCUGGGCGGGCCUGAUCGACGACCUGUUCGAGUCGCUGCUGGACCAGCUGGACUGCCGCCAAGUGGCGCCCCUGCGGGGCGUCUGCUCCGGCUGGAGGGACAAGGCGCGCCGGCUGCUGAGCAAGUUCGAGGCGCGUGUGUGCCACCUGCAGCCGCGGGGCCCCCCGCUGCCCAGCGUGGUCCGCCUGUUCCCCGAACUGGACAGAAUCAAGGUGACGUUCUGCGGCGUGGGGCGGCGGCUGGGCUCGAUCGCCUGCCUCACGGAGCUGCACCGCCUGAGGAGCCUGGAGCUCAGCAACAGCGCCGGCCGCAUGUGCGAGCUGCCCCGCGUGGACCUGGCCGUCCUGUCGGCCUGCCGGGUUUUGGCGCGGCUGACGCUGGUGCAGUGCCGCUGCACCGCGGGCAUGGGGCUGGAGGGGCUGGCCAGGCUGCAGGAGCUAACACUCAGCCGGUGCUCGAUCGACGCGUGGGAGCCCGGCCUAGGGAGCGUGCUGGGGCGCCUGGGGCGGCUGCGGUACCUGAGGAUAGAGGGGUACAUGCACCAGGCGAGGGUGGACAUGACGGGCGUAUCCGGGCUGCAGGGCCUGGUGUCCCUGGCGCUGCACGUGCCGCUCAGGGCGCCCGCGGAGACCUUCGAGGAGAUUGCACGGAUUGGGGGGAUGUCUUCGCUGGAUGUGGCCCUGACGGACUGUGAGGAUUUGGCGUCGGUGGUCACUGUUGGACUCGAGUGCGUGACGGCGAUGACCGGCUUGCGGGAGCUGAGGAUAACGGCCCAGCUCGCUGAUGACCCACACAGGGGCAUUGACAGACUAUCAAGUCUGGAGAAUCUGAGAAUUCUGCACAUAUCCAACCCUUCGCCACUGGGGGAGGACCUGCUUGAGUUUCCCAACACACCCCACCGCCCCAUCACAGAUGCUGAUGUGGAGCAUCUGCUCCUGCUCAAGCACCUGACAUCCCUGGGUCUGAGUCAGUCGUUGGCAACGGCUGGUGCGCUGUCCCAUGUGGUGCACCAGCUGCCUUGCCUGCAGAACGUCGAUCUGUCGAGCUGCCAACAUGCCAAUGACACGGUGUUGUUUGCGGCUGCCACGCUGCGGUCCUUGACGACCCUCAACCUGUCUCAUUGCAUUCAGGUCACAGACCUGGGGCUGGGGGCCCUCGCCAGGUCUGGGGUGCCACUCAGGAUUCUGGACUUGACUGGGUGCUACGCCUUGGUCACUGACACCGGCUUGGGAGGGCUCUCCAGGCUCAGCACUUUGCAGUGGCUGUCCCUGGCUUUCUGUGAACGAAUCAGCGAUUUUGGUCUGAGGAUGCUGGUGUCUGGCACUCCCAUGCUUAGUUUCCUGUCCCUCCAUUCCUGCCUUAACAUAACAGACCAUGGCAUUUCGGCACUCUGUGCGAGCUUGGUGCAUCUGAGAGAGCUUGACAUUGCGUAUUGCUACAUGGUGAGCGACAGCAGUGUCGAGGGCUUGAACAAGCUGAAUAGCCUCAAGCAUGUGAAUAUAAUUGCGACCAGAUUGGCAGCUGGUGAAUGGCACAACCUCAAUUCAAAUGUCGCCGUCGUCUUGAACCACACAGGAUGGUGGAUGGAUGAGUGA
Messenger RNA from Ostreobium quekettii, 1659 nucleotides. The record is from the annotation of a GenBank genome assembly. NCBI's taxonomy places the organism in Eukaryota, Viridiplantae, Chlorophyta, Ulvophyceae, Bryopsidales, Ostreobiaceae.